Messenger RNA from Thermothelomyces thermophilus ATCC 42464, 956 nucleotides. RefSeq lists its product as uncharacterized. Gene Ontology annotation, cellular component: nucleolus; preribosome, large subunit precursor; nucleus. The transcript has a single exon. NCBI's taxonomy places the organism in Eukaryota, Fungi, Ascomycota, Sordariomycetes, Sordariales, Chaetomiaceae. The record is from RefSeq and is a predicted model, not a curated record. Gene Ontology annotation, molecular function: protein binding. Gene Ontology annotation, biological process: endonucleolytic cleavage in ITS1 to separate SSU-rRNA from 5.8S rRNA and LSU-rRNA from tricistronic rRNA transcript (SSU-rRNA, 5.8S rRNA, LSU-rRNA); ribosomal large subunit export from nucleus; ribosomal large subunit biogenesis. Bases 126 to 734 code for a protein of 202 amino acids.
GCCAAUUGCGCAGAAACAUCAUCGGCACAACUACACAAGCCGCCACCCCUCCUUCAAAAGUCUCCCAAAGCCGAAACCCUUCCAUUCACCCCCCUCCCCCCCAAAAAAAAAUACCAACCGUCACCAUGUCCACCGAGACCGCCCAAAAGCCGGCCAAGCUACCCGUCACCGUCGACAAGCCGACGCCGUACAACUUCGACCUCGGUCUCCUGCUGGCCAACGACCCGAACCCGGUCGCCAUCCCGGCGAGCUGCGCCGGGGACCGCGCGGCGCUCGAGGCGCACCUGGCGUCGGUGGCGCGGGACGGCGCGCAGGUGCUGAUCAACCAGCUGCUGACGACGUGCGCCGUGAGCUCGACGCCGGCCGGGGUGCUGCUGUCGCUGCCGGCGCCGCAGACGGCGCUGCCGCGCGAGAAGCCGGUGCCGGCGCCCAAGCCCGAGACCAAGUGGGCCGCCUUCGCCAAGCGCCGCGGCAUCAAGCCCAAGACGCGCGAGCAGCGCCGCAACCUCCGGUACAACGAGGAGACGGGCGAGUGGGAGCGCAAGUGGGGCUACAAGGGCGCCAACAAGGCCGGCCAGGACGACCCCAUCAUCGAGCUGAACCCGGCCAAGGAGGCCCAGCGGAAGGAGGGCACCAGCGUGCGCGGCGACAAGAGGAGGGAGAUUCGCGAGAGGGUGAAGCGGAAUGAGAGGCGGAUGAGGAGAAACCAGAGGAUUGCCGAGGGGAGGAAGUAACGGAGCAAAAGGGAACAAAAAGAGACAACAUGAUGAUCCAUAUUCCGCUUACUCUCCCUGGAGGGGAGGACGAGCCUGUUUUGAGAAGGGGGCAGAAAAAAGAUAAGGGUGGACGACUUGCAUUUCAGGCGUUAUCAGAUCUAGGGUUGAUUGUUACGUGUUAGUCUUCUGUUUUUGGUUUGUUUGGGUGGCUUUUUUUUUUUUUAUUUUUUUAUUUUUUUA